UUAAUAAGAUUAUUCAAAAUUUUAGUUUAUUUGGUCAGAAUUAAAACAUAAAAAAUGAUACGUUUACUCCUUAUAACGUGUAUGUCAAGCGUACUGAGAAAUUCUUACAGCACCACAUUCACGACAGCAACUUCUACAAUGGCAAUGCGAGCGCUGGACUUUGAGGUGCAUGGUCGGGUUCAAGGAGUAUUUUUUAGAAAGUAUACGAAGCAAGAGGCUGAGAAACUGGGUCUUCGCGGCUGGUGCAUGAACACAUCCAAAGGGACUGUGCUGGGUCACAUGCAGGGGCCCUCGGAAAAGGUGGAGAACAUGAUGCAAUGGUUGAAGACUAAGGGAAGCCCCAGCAGCCAAAUAGACAAGGCAGAGUUCCGUAACAUGAAGGAUAUUACAGAGUUCACCUUCGAAAACUUCGAUAUAAGGAAGGAUUAGACAUCUCAAUAUCCCACUUCAAUUAACUAUUUAUUCUCAUGUUAUUGUAAGUAUUUAUUCUUAUGUUAAUAUAAACAACCCUUGUGAUAUUGUAUUCAUAAAAUGCCACCUAGUAUUACUAUAAAGAAGAUUCUCUCGGUGUAAAUAAAGCGUUUUGAAAUAUUCAUCAUCGCUUUCAAGGCAACUUGCAACUGCUACAAAUUGUUCUUUGAAUUAAAAUAUACGGUCAACAAAACUCGGAAGUUGAAGAAGAAAAAAUAAUUUGUUAACCAACAGUUGUUGAUUGCUUUUCAAAUCCGACUUAAAACGUGUUUUGCCUAAAUUCCUCCAAUAUAAAAAGUUAAGGAUCAAA
Molecule: messenger RNA, 781 nt
Organism: Pectinophora gossypiella (pink bollworm)
Lineage: Eukaryota; Metazoa; Arthropoda; Insecta; Lepidoptera; Gelechiidae
Product: acylphosphatase-2-like
Exons: 3
Coding region: 55-429 (124 amino acids)
Molecular function (GO): acylphosphatase activity
Source: RefSeq, a predicted model, not a curated record